Molecule: messenger RNA, 2410 nt
Organism: Linum trigynum
Lineage: Eukaryota; Viridiplantae; Streptophyta; Magnoliopsida; Malpighiales; Linaceae
Source: the annotation of a GenBank genome assembly
UCGAGAUGGCGUUCUGACACUAAACGAAAGACUUUGUGUUCCAAAUGUGGAUGAAUUGCGAAGGAGAUUUUGGAAGAAGCUCAUUCCUCUCCUUAUGCAAUGCAUCCUGGAACGACAAAAAUGUACCGUUCGUUGAGAUCUCAUUAUUGGUGGCCAAGGAUGAAGAAAGAAGUGGCUGAACAUGUCUUGACGUGUCUGCUAUGUCAGAAAGUGAAAGCGGAACAUCAAGCCCCAGCGGGAAAAUUGCAACCACUGUCCAUUCCAGAAUGGAAAUGGGAAAAGAUUACCAUGGACUUUGUCUAUGGUCUACCUAGGACUCAGAAGAAGAACGACGCCGUUUGGGUUAUUGUGGACCGAUUGACAAAGUCGGCUCACUUUAUACCCAUUAGAUGGGGUUGUUCGCUAGAGUUACUGACAAAGAAGUAUGUGGAGGAAAUAGUGAGACUACAUGGAGUACCCGUAUCCAUCGUCUCUGACAGAGAUCCGAGGUUCACUUCUUGAUUCUGGAAAAGUUUACAAGAAGCACUAGGUACUCGUCUGAACUUUUCAACCGCUUUUCAUCCCCAGACCGAUGGACAAUCUGAGCGAACAAUCCUCACUCUUGAGGAAAUGUUGCGAGCUUGUGUACUGGAUUUCCAAGGUUCUUGGGAUGAACAUUUUCCACUGAUUGAAUUUGCUUAUAACAACCAGUACCAUAGUAGUAUUGGUAUGGGGCUCCAUAUGAAGCUCUAUAUGGAAGGAAAUGCAGAUCCCCAGUGUGCUGGGAUGAGGAAGGGUUAAGGCAAUUGGAAGGACCUGAAAUCGUUCAGGUGACAGUGGAUAAGAUUAAAGUGAUCAGAAGCCGGUUGAAGGCCACACAAAACCGGCAAAAGAGCUAUGCUGAUAUCCACCGAAGAGAGAUGGAAUUUCAGAGUGGAGAGAAAGUAUUUUUGAAAGUGUCUCCUUGGAGAGGUGUUUUGAGAUUCCAGAAGAAGGGUAAGUUAAGUCCGAGGUAUAUCGGACCUUAUGAGAUUCUGGAAAAGAUAAGUCCGGUAGCCUAUCGACUUGCCUUACCACCGGAAUUGUCUCAAGUUCACAAUGUCUACCAUGUGAGUUUGCUUCGAAGAUACCGAUCGAAUCCGUCUCAUGUAAUGGAACCAGAUAAGAUUGAGGUCCAGAAAGAUCUAAGCUAUGUGGAGGAACCAAAAGUAAUCAUGGAUCGAAAGAUGAAACAACUUAGGAAUCGAAGUAUUCCUAUGGUGAAAGUAAUUUGGAAAAGUCACACUGGAGAAGAAGCCACGUGGGAGACGGAAAAAAGCAUGAGAGCACAAUACCCCUACUUGUUUCAAGGUAAAUUUCGGGACGGAAUUUUAUUUAGAAGGGAGGAAAUGUAACAUCCCUGCCCCCGUACAGAUUGUUAUGACGUGUUUGUGAUCGGGUUACAAAAAUUGGUCUUUUGAACCAGAAAGAAAGUGAAUAGUGAAAGUUUUAGAUUUAAUUGCAAGUGAAGGAAAGUUUAGGGCCAAAUGGACAAUUUGGAGGGCUGGAGAAUUCUAGAUAAGGGUGAUAAAAAUCUGCCCCAUCCUCUUAUCUCUCAUUUUCUUCUCAUCCCUUCCCCUCACUCUCUCCCACGUCCCUCUCUUGCUCUCUUUCUUCCACCUGCUUUCACCACCCCCAAAACCACCAUCCCCUUUUCAGAAAAAAGUGGUAGAUAGAUAGAAAGAAAAGGAUAUCAAGGAAAGAAAGAAGAAGGAAACAAGGGGUGCUGCCAAUUUUCGUCCAGCAGUAGGACAGCUUGUGGGAAAAACGAUUCUGGACACUUGAGCCGUUGGAUCGUUCUGAUAUAUAGAGGUUUUGUUCCACAUGUCCUUGUCUACAAUUGGACCGUUCGGAUCAUUGUUAUGAUCUCUGGUUCGUCGAGGAAUGUCGCUGGACAGAAGGGGUGCGACAUUGCUUUCCUGUAGCAGGACAGCAGAUUAUAGGUAAGAUCUUGUGCGAAGUAGCCGUUGGAUCUUUCUAUAAAUUUGGUAUAAUGUUAAGUAUAUAAGUUUCUUUGAGUUGACCGUUCGGAACUUAGUUUUGAUUUCGGAGUGGUCAGGAACAAUUGUUAGAAGUAGGGGAGUUGGAUUGAAGUGAGAAGAAAGUAGCUGACAGUUUCGAAACGUCAACUUAAAAUGAUUUCUGGGCUCCAAAUACUGAUCCAAAUGGUCUGAAAUUUGGAUAUGUUGUAGCCCUAUGAAUCUAGUUUCAGUAUCAAUAAGAAUCAACUGAUUUGGUUAAGUAUCAAGGGAGAAAUUACCGAAAUGAUGAAGCAGGGUAAAGAGUGCGGUCGUAUGACUUCCCUAGUGGCCUUAUCGACAUGCAUGAACACAACCAUGAUUUUGAUGACUGUAUAAGUAUCUUGGUGCUUGAAUAACUUGGAAAUAUUGUA